This is a messenger RNA of Notolabrus celidotus (New Zealand spotty), 3916 nucleotides long. RefSeq names its product cilia and flagella associated protein 251 (gene cfap251). The coding region runs from base 166 to 3042 and encodes 958 amino acids. The transcript is spliced from 20 exons. The record is from RefSeq and is a predicted model, not a curated record. Gene Ontology annotation, molecular function: protein binding. Lineage: Eukaryota; Metazoa; Chordata; Actinopteri; Labriformes; Labridae. Gene Ontology annotation, cellular component: sperm flagellum.
UAGGCAACCGGACGCUUCGUAGGAGCAGGAUCUUUUUUUCCUAUUAGCCCUCCGUUAACAAACUUUUACUGAGCAGAAUAAUAUCACUCUACAGAAAGCUUUAUGAAGUUCCCAUACAACUAAAACAGAGAUUAAUCGUCCCAAACUAAAAGGGAGGGGGUAGUAAUGUCUGUGGCUGAAGCCAAGGAUGAGUGCAAGAAGAGCACAGGAGCCAUAGAAGAAACAGGGGCUGAGAGAGUCCAGGAGACUCGGCAGUCUCAAGUUUCCACUGCAACCAGAGAAACGCUUUUCCAAAAAGAAAAACCUCACACUAGAACACAUGCACUGUCACUAGAAUGGGUGUUUGGGAGAAAUCCAAAACUUCCUGCCUUUUGUCUGCAAGACCACGAUCAGCUGGUGGUCUUCUACGCUGGAGCUCAUGUUGGGGUCAUAUACAAUCACACUUCAAACACCCAGCACGUACUUCAGGGUCACUGCCACCCCAUCUCAUGUAUGUGUGUGAGUGAGGACAGACGCUGGAUCGCAACAGCUGACAUAGGACGGGAAAGCACAGUCAACAUAUGGGACUCCUACUCCGGCAUUCCUGUGAAUACACUGUUUGAUUGCCACCCUAAUAAUGGGGUCAUUGCAAUGGCAUUUUCAAGUGACACAAAACAUCUGGUAACUCUUGGGGCUGACUCAUUUCAGCGCAUGUGUAUUUGGGAUUGGACACUUGAAACAGAAGAGCCUGUGCAGUCUACUGAACUGAAUCCUGGAUACGGCUUUCAAGAUUAUAUCAUUUUCAAUCCAAAUGAUAGCAGCCAGCUGCUCAGCAGCAGUGAAAGCCAAGUGCUAUUUCACAGUAUUGCCAAGGGGAGUCUGCAAACAUAUGCCCUGAAGCUUGAACAGUUUCAUGUAGAAGCAACCAGUUUUUCAGAUGCUGCUGAAUGUGCUGGACCUUCUCCUGAUAUUGCUGAAACUGUCAACAUGUCUGGACCCUCUGUGUUUCACUGGGGAGAGCCUAAGGUUGCAACAGCGAUGGCAGAAGGCAGUGUUGUGGUGUGGGAUUUGAUGGAAGACUUAGAUGCAAACCAAGGCCUCUCCAGAUAUGGAGUUUCCAUCAUUCGCCUUCAGAAAUAUCCAAUCACUGCUUUCACAGUGACCGACAGCUGUUUUGUAACUGGUGAUACUCAAGGCCAUAUCAAGUUUUAUGAUGAAAAAUUCCGCCUUCUCACUUUGUACACCCAACUAAACCUGGGUGCCGUUGCCUCAAUUUCCUUCUCCAAAGAAUGCACAGAGGGAUACUUGGAGGGCUGCACUCUGACAGAAACACCCUUUAUCUUCAGGAACUUUGUUGUGUCUACAUUCAGCACCAAAGUUGCACAUGUUUCUGCACAAAAAGGCACCCAUCAGCUACUCCAGCAUUAUUGCGAGCCUGUACAUGCAGUGGCCUGUCACCCCAAACAGCCGUCCGUGGCCAUGGGGAAUCACAGGGGUCUUUUAAAAGUGUGGGACUAUAGCAGUAAAGUGAUCAUUUGCAGUAGAGUCUUUGAGACAGAGACACAGAUACAGUGUGUCACAUUUGACCCUCAUGGAUUAUACCUGGCAGUUGGCUUUGGCAGUGGAGCUGUUCACAUACUUAAUCCCAAAACUUUGCAAAGUCAUCCAGAGGAGUGUUUCAAUUACAGUAAAGCUAGCAUCAAUCACAUUUCUUUCUCCUCGGACUCAAAGUAUCUCGCUACAGCGGAUGCUGGAAAAGCGGUGACGGUGUUCCGCCUGCAGACUAAUAAAGACUCCUUGGCUCAUUGGACAUAUUUGGGCAGAUAUCAGUCUCACUACAAGCCAAUCAUUGACCUUCUUUUUGGUGUUCACCUUGACAGCACCCAACCCAGACUGCUCUCUCUGGGAAUGGACCGCCGACUGGUGGAGUAUGACCUGGAAAACAGUGACGUGCAUAAGCUUCUCAUCUUAAGCUCAGAGCGCAUUGAGCAAAGUGCUGUGCCAACAUGCAUGACUUGGUAUCCUCCCCUCAGCGCAGAGCAGUUUCUUCUGGCUACCUCAGACCAGUACAAGAUGAAGCUUUUUAACAGCACCACCAAGAUGUGCAGAAAGACUCUCCUUGGCCCCAGAUAUGACUCUCCCAUUAAGAGAAUAAUUGUCCUUCCUGGGUCCAGAGAACCAGAGACAAACUCAUAUUAUCUGGCAUUCAUCACGGAGGACAAGCUGGGUCUCCAGAUUUUGCCGCUGGAUGGGAACCCCUACAAGUCAAAUGCUUUGACUUGCCACCCAACAGGGGUGUCUACUUUUGCUUGCUCCUACGAUGGCCGUUUCAUUUUCACAGCUGGAGGAUCUGACUGCACCGUCUUAUCAUGGGAGAUAAACUUGAAUGCACUGAAGGCAGCAGCUGCCUUGGGAGGACAGGACCUGGAACCCUUUUACACUCUUUUAGUAGGAGGCAGAGAUGGCAAGUUCUACAAGGAGAUGGAGGAGUUUUUCUUCUUCUGCCAAAUCCGUCAUCAAGGUAUUGACUCAAUGGAGAAACGACGGGUGUCAAACAAAAUCCCCCUGUCAGAGGUGCCAUCUUUAAUGAGAGCUUUGGCCUUUUUCCCCACAGAGCAAGAGAUAGAAGAUAUGCAUAACGAGGUCAAGUUUAGCAAGUAUGCAGAAACAGGGAAAUACGUGACGGACAUCGACCUGGAGGAGUUUAUCAAGCUGUAUGUAAACCACCGACUUGUCAUCACUAGCAAUGAGCUAGAUCAAGCUUUUCACGUUCUUGGUGACCAUGAUCUCACAGGACAACCAACUCUGCAGAAACAUGAGCUGCCAGAGGUCUUACAGGCUCGAGGCGAACACAUGACUGAGGAGGAGGUGGCAGAAUGUUUCACCACACUUUUAGGACUCAACGAAGGGGAAGAGGAUGAGGACAAAGAAGGAGGUGGAGAUCCAGAAUAUUCCCUGCAGUGUGCUAUACCUGAUGAGAUAUCUAUGGAGACAUUUACAAAUCACAUCCUUGGCUUCCCAUCUUCAGCAGAGCAGAGAAACGGCUCCUCUCCUUCAAAGUGAUGACAGCAAAAUACUUGCUAGAAAAGGACAGAACAUUUUGAUGAGGAACCUUAGACUCUUUUAAGAGGUUGCUUUCCACAACAUGUGUCUAAAUCAAAACAAGAUGGAUGAAUAUUAAGUUAAAACCCCUUGUUCUCAAGCAAAACAGGGCUCUAAUACUAUUUGUUAUGUUACUCAUUAAUUAAUCUGGUAUUACAGCUAAGUCUAUACACUUCAAACACUCGGAAUACUUGGAAUUUUUUCUUAAAAAAUUAAAUUAUAAAUGCAUUAUUAAAUUAGUCACCACUUCGUGAUAAUGUAAAGGAUAACAAUACAUGUCCCAUCAGUAGUGAAUAGCAGUACCACCCUUCUCUUCUUGAACUCUGCUUCAGAGUGAUCCAAGCAUGAUGAUGUUGAAACAUCCACAUAUUUCAGUAUCAUAUGUCUUUGGUUCUACAUUUAAAUUUUUCUCUUUUUUAAUACAAGAACACUCCUUCCAAGAGAAUAUGUUUGGCUUGAUAAAAACUUGAUUAACAGGUACAAUAGUCCCUGAUCUACUAAAGACCAACCUUGUGAUUAGAAAACACUUUAGGAUGUGCCCUGAUUUCAUGCACAUGAUGGUAAGUUUCUCCCAGCAGAGAUGUCAAUAUUGCACAGAAUAAGGGCAGAGUUUAAAUGAACAGUAAAAUGUUUUCUUUUGUUUUCCUAAAACUGACGGUAUUUAUUUAGUUCCCAGUGUGUAUAUCCAGCUGUAAUGCUGCUAUGUUUCACUGUUUCAAACAAGAAUCCCCUUUCUUUGUGUCAGUCUGUCACUCAGUGAGGAAACUUGUCUAGCUCAGGCAUAAACAACAUAAUAAACAUUCAUUUGAACUUCAUCACCCCCAUUAAGAAAUCA